Hypomesus transpacificus is the source of this 1828-nucleotide messenger RNA. RefSeq names its product alpha-soluble NSF attachment protein-like. The transcript has 11 exons. Gene Ontology annotation, biological process: synaptic transmission, glutamatergic; regulation of synaptic vesicle priming; SNARE complex disassembly. The coding region runs from base 107 to 994 and encodes 295 amino acids. The record is from RefSeq and is a predicted model, not a curated record. Gene Ontology annotation, cellular component: synaptobrevin 2-SNAP-25-syntaxin-1a complex; terminal bouton; vacuolar membrane. Gene Ontology annotation, molecular function: syntaxin binding; soluble NSF attachment protein activity. NCBI's taxonomy places the organism in Eukaryota, Metazoa, Chordata, Actinopteri, Osmeriformes, Osmeridae.
UAGUGAAAACACUGCUGGUUACUGCUGAGAGUAGAAAUUGUACUGUCAGCGACAGGGACAUAUUUAAUCCUAGCCCAAUAAAACAAAAGCCACGAGAGACAACAAAAUGGAUCACUCCGUUAAAGAAAAGGAAGCCAUGGCCCUUAUCGCCGAGGCGGAUAAAAAGAUUAAAUCACAUUCAGUUCUUGGGAGUCUUUUUGGAGGUCCGACCCGUAAAUACGAAGAAGCAUGUGAAAUGUAUGUGAGAGCAGCGAACAUGUUCAAAAUGGCAAAAAACUGGGGUGCCGCUGGUAAUGCAUUCUGUCAAGCAGCAAGACUUAACUUGCAGAUGGAAAAUAAACUGGAUGCUGCUAUUAAUUUCAUUGAUGCAGGGAAUGCCUUCAAAAAAGCAGACCCACAAGAGGCCAUCACCUGCCUGGGUAAUGCCGUUGACAUAUACUCUGACAUGGGUCGUUUCACCAUUGCAGCUAAACACCAUAUCUCCAUCGCUGAGGUCUAUGAGACGGAACUUUUAGAUAUUGAAAAGGCUAUUGCUCACUAUGAGCAGGCAUCAGAUUACUACAAAGGCGAGGAGUCUAACAGUGCUGCAAACAAGUGCCUUCUCAAAGUAGCCACCUACGCCGCUCAACUGGAACAAUACCAGAAAGCCAUUGAGAUUUACGAGCAGAUUGGAACAUACGCGAUGGAUAGCACCCUGUUGAAAUACGGCGCAAAAGACUAUUUCUUUAAAGCAGCACUGUGUCAUUUCUGUGUGGACAUGCUGAACGCAAAGCUGUCGGUUCAGAGGUAUGAGGAGAUGUUUCCUGCCUUCUCAGACUCUCGAGAAUGCAAACUGGUUAAGAAACUUCUAGAUGCAUUUGAGGAACAAGAUGUGGAUGCGUUCACGGAUGCUGUGAAGGACUUUGACUCAAUCUUCAGACUGGAUCAGUGGAAUACCACUAUGCUACUGAGAAUCAAGAAAACCAUACAGGAUGAUGAGAGUGACCUGCGUUAACCUUUGCUUAGCCUAAAAGAAGUUGAGAAAUAUAUAAAAAAAAAAAGAUAACUCCUUUAACUCAAACCUGAAAUCAAUCUGUCCUUUUACAAUCCUCAAUGACCCGUCUUACUUUCCAUUCCUCUCAGGUUUUUCCACAACCUUUGUUUCUGAUCUAUUCAUCCCUUUAGAGCUUUGCGUGGAUAUUUGUGCACUUUUUUUAAAUUUGUACUUAAUUUGUUCCUUGUUUUUUGGUUGGACAAAUGUUAUUUAUUUUUGUUGACUAUGGUUUGAUCAACCUUUCAUGUUAUUUCCUUACUGUAUGUGAUUGCGAGUCAAGCAAUAUGGGCUGUGGCCCACACCCCAAAGAAUACCUUUAAUAACAAAUAGUCAAUAGAAAUGAGAUCAUUGGAAACUACUGGUGAUAUGUUGAUACUGUCGUAUGUGUUACAGUAUGUAUUUAUGUUCCACUAUCGAAGACUUCUGUUUUAGAGCAUUCCACCGUAAAGCAUAAGUUAUUGCUUAACCUAAAUUGUCCUUGUUUAAAAUGUAUUUGUUCAUGUUCAGUGUCAGUUCUAGCUAUUGGGAGAUGUAUCCUCUGUUUGGAAAUGCAUCUUACAUGACUGACCUGCCGGCAGCCAUUCCACAUUAUCGUCAUUAUUUAAUAUGUUUUUAUUGAUGUAACACGUGUAUUAUAAUAAUUGUAAUUAUCUGUUUGAUUCUUGCACUGGGAUAUUUUGUUGAUGGGCAUGACUGGAAUAUACUUUAUUUUUGAUCUUUUAUUAUUUAUAAGCAUGCAUCCUAUUUAUUGUUGUACAACUACCUUAAAUGCAUCGCAAAUAAAACUUGACCAGA